UUGUAAAUUUUAUGGACUGGGUGUUAUUUUUAUAAUUUUUUUUAAAGGUCUUAUUAUUGAAAAAAUCCCAAAUAAACUAAAGGGGGAGAAAUACCAUACAAACCCUUCGUUACUAACCACCGUCAGAUUUUACUUAAAAAACUAAUUCCCCUCAACAUCUUCACCUCGUUUGAAAAUAACAAUCUUCUUCGAACAUGUAUUGAUUGGAAUUUUUUAAUGUAUGUAUUUUGAAAAUUUUGUUUAAGAACGUGUGUAUUUAGGAAAAAAAUUCAAAAAAAGGACCAUAAAAAAAAAUCUACGGAAGGACAAAGCAGAGAAGGAGCCAGUCUGGAGAAAUAAGAUGUCGUUUUAUGGCUGUUCAAAAAUGGCGGUAGAUGUUCUUUCUUCCAAUAUAAUAAACAAAUCUCCUAAUUACGAAAAAAAGAAGAAAAAAAUCUCACAGCAGCAGCCACUGCGCACUUCCCUAAGGAUUCUACCUUCAAUUUAUCGAAUCCCGAAGUCCUUGUAACUCUCUGGACUUCCGCUUGCUUACUAUUUUGUUGUGGAAGACAUCACCAAACCCCGCCAUCACCAUGGCUGCCUCUAGUUUGCUCUGUAAUAACCCAAACUUCUACCCUUGUUCCAAUUCCUUCAGCAAAAGCAAUUUCUCCUCCACCCCAUCUGGGUCCGUUUGUUUCACUCAAAAGUUUCAAUUUCAGAGGAGCCCAGUUGUGAAAGCCAGCAAGAAGCAAAUAGAGGUAUCGCUUUUUUGUAUCUUCUCAUUUGAUUGAAAAGAAAUGAGCUUCGAUUUUGAUUUGAUUUGUUGCUUUCUUGAAUUAGGUGGUGUAUGAUCCUGAUGAGAGGUUGAACAAGUUAGCAGAUAGGUAGAUAAGGAAGCUCCUCUUUCCAGGCUCACUCUGUUCUCUCCUUGCAAGGUCUUUCCGCUUCUAUUUUUGAUUCGACUCUCACUGUUGCCUUCUUUGCUCUAAUGAGACUUUCGUAUGGGUUGAUUUCCCGUCUGGGUUUCUUGCAGAUUAAUGUUUUCUUGAGAAUUACGAGCAAACGGGCAGAUGGCUAUCAUGAUUUGGCAUCUCUUUUCCGUGUAAGUAGUCUCUUCUUCAGGCUCAAGUCGCUUGAUACAUUUGGAGAUUUGAGGUUAAUUCUUGGUUUUAGUUCCACAUUCAGUCCAGUACUAACAGUUUGUCCUGCUUUAUUCUUCCUCCUGGUGAUUAGUUUAGGAGAUAUAAUUAAGUUCUCGUUGUCCCCAUCUGAUAAGACGGAUCGUUUGACCACCAAUGUGUCUGGGGUACUCUAUAUCACUAUGUCAGUCUUGUGACUGAAUGUUGCAAAUUUUGUAUGCAGAUUAUAAAAGCCCUUAAUCUCUUUAGGAAAAAGACAGGCACUAACAAAUACUUUUGGGUAAGGACUUGCAGUGUUAAAAUAUUAAUUAAUACUUGUAUUGGAAUGGGUAACACUUUAAGAUUUUGCUUAAGGUCAGUAAUUUCUCCACAGAUAACACCUAGAUGAAAAGGUUCCAACUGGAGCAGCACUUGGUGGUGGAAGCAGCAAUGCUGCAACUGCACUGUGGGCUGCCAAUCAAUUCAGUGGCGGUCUUGCCACCGAGGAAGAGCUCCAGGAAUGGUGUGGAGAGAUUGGUUCGGACAUUCCUUUCUUCUUCUCUCAUGGAGCAGCCUAUUGUACUGGUCGUGGUGAGGUUGUUGAAGAUAUGGCUUCACCUAUUGCUUUUAGACAUUCCUAUGGUUCUUGUUAAGCCCCCAGAAGCCUGCCCAACUGGUGAAGUCUAUAAGCAUCUCCGAGUGGACCAAGCUAGUCAAGUUGAUCCAUUGACUUUGCUAGAGAUGUAUCAAGGAAUGGCAUAUCACAAGAUGUUUGCAUAAAUGAUCUGGGUAUGAACUCAAAUAACACUAUCAUGGUUUAAUUCGUAAAAGUGAUUCCGUCUUCUAUCGCUUGAAUAGCUUUUUGUUUCAUUUCUCCCCCACCCCCCAAUAUGAAAGCCACUAUCUAUCCUUGGCUGCAGAACUUCCAGCGUUUGAAGUUCUUCCAUCACUUAAAAGGUUGAAGCAGCGUAUGGCAGCAGCUGGCCGUGGACAAUAAGAUGCUGUUUUCAUGUCUGGAAGGUACCUUUUUACUAUCUAAAAUGCCACGUGAUUUGAAUUUUAUGGUAUAUCUAGUCCAAGAACCUGCAUAGUAUCAGUGGUUCGGUUUCUGUAAAGUUGAUAACCACACACCAUAUGAAAUGAUUCUGUGCACUUUGCCAAUGUGUGUGAGUUUUCCAGUGGUAGCACCAUUGUCGGCAUUGGUUCACCAGAUCCUCCGCAAUUUGUGUACGAUGAUGAAGAAUAUCAGGACGUUUUCUUGACAGGUAAAAGAUGUAAAAUGGUGACAGUAAAUAUUUGGAAAAACAUGUUUUAUGAUUUGCACCAGUAACCAAGCCUUUACCUCUUACCUUGAUCACUGAACUUUGGAAUACACUUCCUAUCUUUUACAGAGGCAAAAUUCGUGACAUGAGAACCGAAUCAGUGGUACAAGGAACCCGCUUCCAUCACUUCCACCAUCUUCCCCUCGGAGUUCUCUCGAUCUACCGCUCGAGAAUCAAGUUUGUAGAUAAAAGAAGCCAUCUUUGUGUCAAUCGGUGGUUGGUCUUGUUGUUUUCGUUCUAGAGGGUGUGCUAUAAUUUUUCCCGCACCUGAGGCCUGAGGGUGAUGUUUAGAAAUAAUAGUGAAAUGGUGGAUUGGUGGUACAAGACUUAAACGGCAACUGUUCGGAUCGAAAACCAAGCAUCUUGGAGAGCUUUGGGAUCUUGUUGCGCAGAUGGGAAAAGUGAUGUAAUAGUUUCUUUUUUAGUAGAAGCUGCUUAGCGUUGUAAUUGAAGUGCAAUAACCAUGAGAGUGUUCU
This is a messenger RNA of Linum trigynum, 2895 nucleotides long. NCBI's taxonomy places the organism in Eukaryota, Viridiplantae, Streptophyta, Magnoliopsida, Malpighiales, Linaceae. The record is from the annotation of a GenBank genome assembly.